GAGCCCAUCAAUUUCUUUAGCUUUAUAUUUUCUUUUUGUCUUUGUACGUACUAUCUAGACCUCGUCCCAAAAUUAAUUGUAUUUAUAUUCAGAAAAAUCUUAAAAGCAAUCAUAACAUAAAAUAUUUGAUACUUGCUAAUAUAAUCGAGUAAUCAAAGAUAAAGCUUAUUGUACGUUUACGUCAAAGCUGAUUAAAGUUUUUAAGAAUUCUAGGUUGCAAUCUCCCCCACAACACAGUUUACCAAAAAAAAUCUCCCAACACAACACAAACACAAAACACAAAUGUUUGGAUAAUUAUGUCAAAUUCGUUUGAUGGGCUGAAAUACAAUACAUGUUACCUAUAAUGCGUCAUUUUUUCUGAACUAAAUUACCCAGAAAGGCCCAUUACGUAGGUUUAGUAGACUUUAGAAAAUUUAAACCAAUUGGUUUUACAAGCAAUUUUUGGUUUGAUCGUUUAUAUAUAUUUAGGUUCGAUUCGGUUUAGUUACAUAUUUUUUCAUUAGUUACACCCUUUUUUUUCUUUCUCUUUGGACAGUUUUAAAUUUAAUCGGUUUAGAAGGUAAUAAUUUGUGAGGAUGUUGUGUCUAGAUUUACUUAAGCAUCGGCCGAAAAUACUUCUUUAGAAAACUUCCAAAAUUAGUCGAUUACAUUCGGAAAUUUAUUGAAGCUAAAGGUCGGUUAGAUUCGGUAGAGCUAUACAAUCGGUGCAGUAGAAAGAAAUAUGCAAAAAUGUUGGUUCGGUUAAAGCCGGUUCAUUAAUUAACGGUACUAACGGUGACGGUAACAGAAACUAAUAAAUCAAACAAAUGUUAAUAACGAGCCGUCGUGACCACGCCGUAACGCAGGUUUCUACUUCUUCUCCGAUCAGCUUCUUUCUACGCCUAUCCGAUUUGCGAUUCUCCGACGAAAGCUUAAAUCUUUAGAAUCUAAAAACGUAGGCAACGAUGAAAGGGAUAACGAGGUUUCUGAAUUCUUUUUCGCGACGUAGAGCUCGCGAGAUCUUUUCUUCGCCUUCUCCUCUUCUGGUAUCACGUCGCCCUCUGUUCAUUUCGGCGACAACCCAAUUUUCGACGAGUCAUGGGAUGAUUUAUGCUUCUUGUUACCCUCCGAAAGUUUCUUCCUUUCCUCUCAAAUCGAUCUCACUGGGAGUGCAAAGGAGGACGAUGUUUAUACAAACACAGUCAACACCAAACCCUUCUUCUCUGAUGUUUAGUCCUGGCAAACCAGUCAUGGAAGUGGGAAGCGCAGACUUCCCUAAUUCUCGUUCAGCUAUGAGUUCUCCUUUGGCCAAAGCCAUCUUCUCCAUUGAUGGUGUUGUUAGAGUUUUCUUCGGAUCGGAUUUUGUCACUGUGACUAAGUCAGACGACGUGACAUGGGACUUCCUCAAGCCUGAAGUGUUUGCAGUGGUGAUGGACUUCUACUCCUCUGGCCAGCCUUUGUUUUUGGACUCACAAGCUGCAGCUGCCAAGGAUACUGCCGUUAACGACGAUGACUCUGAAACUGUAGCAAUGAUCAAAGAACUUUUGGAGACUCGCAUCCGACCAUCAGUCCAAGAUGAUGGAGGAGACAUUGAGUAUUGUGGGUUUGAUACGGAAACUGGGAUAGUUAAGCUUCGGAUGCAAGGAGCUUGUAGCGGUUGUCCAAGUUCAUCUGUUACUUUGAAAUCAGGGAUUGAGAAUAUGCUGAUGCAUUAUAUAUCCGAGGUCAAAGGUGUUGAGCAAGAGUUUGAUGGUGAAGAGGAGGAGGGAACUUCGUCAGGGCCAGUGGAGUAGAGUAACAGAAGCACUUCUCAACAUACACAAGAAGAAUAAAACCAGAGGUGCAUUUACCUUUGUCCUCUCAUGAACUUGUUAGCCUUCUUUAAGCUGUUUAUUCUUUAUCAAACCUCAUGAUUUAAUCCCAAUAGUUGAUUUCUUAUUGGAUUAUAUGUCUCUUAUUGAGAGUGUAAAGAUUUGUAGCCAAAGGUUGAGUAGAUGUAUUUGCUGAUUUAA
Brassica rapa (field mustard) is the source of this 1991-nucleotide messenger RNA. Its product is annotated as nifU-like protein 5, mitochondrial. Gene Ontology annotation, cellular component: mitochondrion. Gene Ontology annotation, biological process: iron-sulfur cluster assembly. Gene Ontology annotation, molecular function: iron-sulfur cluster binding; iron ion binding. NCBI's taxonomy places the organism in Eukaryota, Viridiplantae, Streptophyta, Magnoliopsida, Brassicales, Brassicaceae. The record is from RefSeq and is a predicted model, not a curated record.